CUGACUGCUUCUCCAGCUCCUGCAGAGUGCCAGGCUGACUGAAGGCGGGGAGAUGCAUCUGGCGUGGCUCUGCGCCCUCUGCCUGGCCCUGGGGGGCUGCCAGGCUGGUGCCCUGGGUGGAGGGAUGCUGUACCCGCGGGAAUCGCCCUCCAGGGAGUUGAAGGAGCUGGGUGGCCUCUGGAGCUUCAGGGCAGACUGGUCAGAGCGGAGGAACGCAGGGUUUGUGGAGGGCUGGUACAAGGGACCCCUCUCCCAGACCGGGCCAGUGAUGGACAUGCCAGUCCCUGCGAGCUUCAACGAGAUCACGCAGGAUCCAAAGCUGCGCGACUACAUCGGCUGGGUUUGGUACGAGAAGGAGGUGCACCCACCCACCCGCUGGCUCCUGAAGGACGCCAGGACGCGCGUGGUGCUCCGAAUUGGCAGUGCGCACUAUUAUUCCAUCGUGUGGGUCAAUGGGGUGCAGGUUGCUGAUCACGAGGGCGGACACCUCCCUUUUGAAGCAGAAAUCGGUAGUCUCCUCCAGGGUGCCCCAGGGAAAACUUGCCGCAUCACCAUCGCUAUCAACAACACUCUGACACCUGAAACGCUGCCUCCGGGAACUAUUCAGUAUAUGGAGAAUGAGUCCAUGUACCCCAAAGGCUAUUUUAUUCAAGACACAAAGUUUGACUUCUUCAACUAUGCCGGGAUACACCGACCCGUCCUGCUGUACACGACCCCCUCGGCCUACAUUGAUGAUAUCACGGUGACCACAGACGUGACGGGAAAUGUCGGUUUGGUGCAGUAUUUGGUGUCGGUCCGUGGCAGCCCCCGUUACUUCUUGAACCUGACUUUGCACGACCGAGAUGGUGUCAUGGUGGCGACCGGAAAUGGAUCGGCUGGUGAGCUGAAAGUGAUGAAUCCUCUGCUCUGGUGGCCAUACCUGAUGCACAAAAGCCCUGGGUACCUUUACUACCUAAAGGUCACUCUCUUUGCCGAGGUGGACGGUGCCACCUCCGAGGAUAGUUACACGCAGCCGAUCGGCAUCCGGACUGUGCAGGUCACCCGCAACAAGUUCCUCAUCAACAGGAAACCAUUCUACUUCCACGGGGUCAACAAGCACGAAGACGCUGACAUCCGUGGCAAAGGUCUGGACUGGCCCUUGAUCCUGAAGGACUUCAGCCUUUUGCGCUGGCUGGGAGCCAAUUCCUUCCGCACCAGCCACUACCCUUACGCCGAGGAGAUCAUGGAGCUUUGCGAUGCCUACGGCAUCGUGGUGAUUGACGAGGCUCCAGCCGUGGGCAUGAGGGACAGUGUGAAUUUCGGGAACAAAUCUCUCCAGCACCACCUCGUUGUGAUGGAAGAGCUGAUCUGCCGGGACAAAAACCGGCCCUCAGUGGUGAUGUGGUCAGUGGCCAAUGAGCCUGCCUCUUCCCUGGUCCCAGCCGCUUACUACUUCAAGACGGUGAUCGCCCAUACCAAAGCCACGGACCCCACACGACCCGUCACGUUCAUCUCAAACGCCGAUUACUCUCGAGAUCUAGGAGCCCCUUACGUGGAUGUCAUCUGCGUCAACAGCUACUUCUCCUGGUACCACGACCCCGGGCACCUGGAGGUGAUCCGUUUGCAGCUGAACUUGCAGUUUGAGAACUGGUACAAAACUCACCAGAAGCCCAUUAUCCAGAGCGAGUACGGGGCAGACGCCAUCGCUGGCUUCCACAUGGACCCCCCUCUCAUGUUUACGGAGGAAUACCAGACUGCUGUGCUGAAGGAAUAUCAUGCCGUCUUAGAUGAAAAGAGGAAGGAAUAUGUGAUUGGAGAGCUCAUCUGGAAUUUUGCCGAUUUCAUGACCGCGCAAGGCACAACGCGCGUUUUGGGUAACAAGAAAGGGAUAUUCACCCGUCAGAGGCAACCCAAAGCAGCCGCCUUCCUUCUUAAGGAGAGAUACUGGAAGCUCGCCGAGAAAUGCAGCCCCCUUCCACGCCCCAUGUACGAGGACAUCAGUUUGCCCCGAACUCAGGCCUUCAAAUGUAUUUGACUUAUGUCGCUGUAUUAAGCACCGCAGAAGAGGUUCAAGCUCACGGCGGUGCUACUGAGCAUCCCAAGACAGACCACAUUUCUGCAAUGAGCAAAAACAAAACGUGUUUCAGCCGUAAAAGCAGGAGAGGGACCACAGAUCCUUUCGAAGGAGCCAAAGACACAUAAAUGAACACCGACAAGGCGUUCCCUUUAUUUUGGAGCAGAGUUUGCAUGUUCCAGUCUACACAUUUCUGAAGGAGGUUUUGGUUUGUUUGUUUAAAAACAAGUUAGUCUUGUUACAUGAUCAUCACAGUCCUUUGGUCCAUUCCCAGGAAGACCCCUGCAGCUGGACCAGUCCAAAGGGGCCAAUCUAGACCAGCCACCUGUUCUCAUGUCGGCCAACCGGAUGCCUCUUCUAGGAAGCCCGCAAGUAGGACCUGAGUGCAAGAAGAACUCUCCACCCCCUGUGGUUUCCAGGCACUGGUAUUCAGAAGCAGCAUGCAUCUGACUGGAGAGCACAGCCAUCGUGUCUAGUGGCCUUUGAUACUGCUAUCCUCCAUGCCCCUUGUUUGCUGCCCUAGGCUCCUGGGAGGAAGGGUGGGAGAGAAAAUGACUAAAUAAAAAAUAGUAAUUUGUCUAAUCUUUUAAA
This is a messenger RNA of Rhineura floridana, 2644 nucleotides long. RefSeq names its product glucuronidase beta (gene GUSB). The coding region runs from base 53 to 2014 and encodes 653 amino acids. The transcript has 12 exons. Gene Ontology annotation, molecular function: beta-glucuronidase activity; carbohydrate binding. Gene Ontology annotation, biological process: carbohydrate metabolic process; glucuronoside catabolic process. Lineage: Eukaryota; Metazoa; Chordata; Lepidosauria; Squamata; Rhineuridae. The record is from RefSeq and is a predicted model, not a curated record.